GCUGCCUAAGACUGACAGGAUGUGUCAGGAGAAAGCUGCCUGCUGCCACACCGGAGAGGGGACUCUGACUUCAGGCCUGUCUGUGAUCAAUCCCCCUGUCAGAGAUUUAGCUGCAUCCGAGACCCCAGCGCCAAUCUACUGCUUCCCCAUCACCAUGGAGGCUUCUCUUGUCAUCUGCAUCCUCGCCGCUCUCCUGCCUACGGAGGGAGUGAAGAGUCAGAGCUUUCUCAAGGGCUGUAUGGCAGCUAACCAAUGUAAAGUCGGCACCAUCUCUAUGAAUUUUGGGAAUGGAAUGGCAACAAGGACGAGCGUUGUCUGCUGUGGUGGAGACGCCUGCAGAACAACCACUGUUACAGUGCCCCCGGCUGACACCAAACCCAACGGCCGGAGCUGCCCUGGCUGCUUCCCCUCAAGCCAGGGUCCAUGCAAGGAAGGGACCAUAGAGUGUACUGGACCUGAGACGCAUUGUAUUGAUCUCGCUGGGACCGUAACGAUAAGUGGAAGUCAAGUGCAGACCAUCAUGAAGGGCUGCGCUUCCGAGUCCGUCUGCGCCAAUAUAAAAGUGGGUUCAGGGACCUUCACAGGGAUUAGUGCAGAUCUAACCACAGCCAAAUGCACAGCAGCCUCCGGCGCGGCGGGUGUGACUCCGGGACCAGCCGGGCUCCUCCUCCCGGCCCUCGCUGGGCUUCUCCUGCUGAAGCUUCUCUCCUGAUUCUCCACCCAGUGCAAUGGCGACAUCGCACUGAAAUACACCCUGCAGCCUGCGUUAGUCCCUCUCCCCUGCGCACGGGUUUUCCUCUCCAGGACGGACUCACAUCCCCUUGAUGUUGCCAGUGGCGUAGCCAGGAUCCAAGAGCAGGGGGAGCAAACAUAAAAAAGGCACCCCCCUUGGCUCCUCCUCUGGCCACGCCCCCUCCUUGGCUCCUCCUCUGGCUGCUCCGCGCCCCCCCCCCCGUUUUGCUGGCUCCUCCGGCUGUGCCUUCCCCACCAUUGGCUGCCGGCCGCCAUGCUGCACCCCCCCUUACUCCUCCGGCCACGGCUGCCGGCCGCGCUGCGGGCCACCUUGCUGCACCCCCCGCCCCUUGCUCUGCCUCCUCUGGCUGUGCUCGCCACCCUGGCCCAUUGGCUGCGGGCCACCCUGCUGCGCCCCCCCCGCUCCUCCGGCCGCCGCCCUGCUGCGCCCCCCCCGACUCUGCCUCCUCCUCCUCUGGCCGCACCGGCCGCCCCUCCAUUGGCUGCCAGCCGCGCUGCGGCCUGCCCUGCUAUGCCCCCCCUCGCUCCGCCGGCCACGGCUGCACGGGCUGCCCUGCUGCGCCCACCCCUCGCUCCUCCGACCGCGGUUGCCGGCCACGCUGUGCUGCCUCCUCCUCCGGCCGCACCAGCCGCCCCCCGAUUGGCUACUGGCCGCGCUGCGGGCUGCCCUGCUGUGCCCCCCGUCGUUCCUCCGGUCGUGCCGCGGCCUCCCCAUGGCUCUUCCGGCCGUGCUGUCCCUCCUUACCUGUAGGAGGUCAGCACCGGCCGGCAGGCGCGCCACUUUUUAAAAACGUGCUGAGGGGAAGCGGCUGCUUCCCCUGCACCCCACUAGCUACGCUGCUGGAUGUUGCUGCACUGAAUAAAACACACUGGAGACCAAACUCUCUGAAAUUUUUAU
Molecule: messenger RNA, 1651 nt
Organism: Malaclemys terrapin pileata
Lineage: Eukaryota; Metazoa; Chordata; Testudines; Emydidae
Product: phospholipase A2 inhibitor and Ly6/PLAUR domain-containing protein-like
Exons: 5
Coding region: 20-712 (230 amino acids)
Source: RefSeq, a predicted model, not a curated record